Messenger RNA from Xyrauchen texanus (razorback sucker), 3274 nucleotides. It is a transcript of the gene cfap70, whose product is annotated as cilia and flagella associated protein 70. NCBI's taxonomy places the organism in Eukaryota, Metazoa, Chordata, Actinopteri, Cypriniformes, Catostomidae. The record is from RefSeq and is a predicted model, not a curated record. The coding region runs from base 65 to 3214 and encodes 1049 amino acids. The transcript has 26 exons. Gene Ontology annotation, biological process: cilium assembly; cilium movement. Gene Ontology annotation, molecular function: protein binding. Gene Ontology annotation, cellular component: extracellular exosome; motile cilium.
GAAACGAGUACGCUAAACCCACCACAUGUUCAGUGUUGAGCAGAAACUCGUAUAAUUCUUCCACAUGGAGGCACAUAAAGAGUCGGAUAGAGCUGCGCCAGUGCAGAUCACUGUGCUGAGAGGAAAUAAUUUGAGAGGCAGUAGAGCUGAAUCCUGUCUCAGUUUUAUUCGGGUGGAGUUUAACGGAUGUGUACUCGGAGACUCACCAAAAUUGGAUGUUUCUGUGGACAAAGAAGUAGUUUACAACUUCACCUGUAGUUUUGAAUGCUCAGAGGCAGCCCAUACACUGGAUGACCUAGCACAUAAACCAGUCAUAUUAACAGUGCUCGAGAUCUUGCCAAAAGAGAAAAAACAAAAAGAGGAGAAAACUGCUGUUGUAGGUCAAGCUACUCUGGAUCUACUGCCUCUACUGCAUGGUCAAAUCGACUUUUCGUCCAGUGUGCAGCUUCAUGUGGUGCCCGGGUCACCAUCUGAUAUUGCCCUACAAGAGGAUGGCUCACUUUUAGCAUCCACACUGGAUGUCUCAGUCAGUAUUCCGGGGCCUUUGCUCUCCGAUGCCCAGCUCUCUGACUCUAAUGUACUGAUGGUCACCGUGGAAACAGCAUAUUCCGUCCCUGAGGUCUGGAAUCCUGUAUCCACUCCUCCAUGCAGCUAUGUGGCUGCCCUGCAGAUGCCACUCACAGCUGAGAAAGAGGAAGUGUUGUUGUUCUCUAAUGGCACCUUGGAAAUGGGUGGCGAGAGGGAGCCAGUGCCAAGACCUGUCAAAUGGUCUUUGGGGCCCCUUAUUGCCACAAGGGCCGAGGUCAUGCAGGGUUACUCCAUUGACGAAGAACCCGAUGACCUGGAGCAUGGAGGCCUUACCACCAUCGAGGACACAGAUUUCAGAAUAGAUGCAGAGUGUUCCAGUAAAAGGGUGAGCUGGGAUACAGCACGUCGUUGCUUCAUUGAUGCAGGAGGUGUGGCGUGUCUGUCCCGGAGAAUUGCAGAAUGCAGACUGUGGCCCAUCGAGAUCAUGAGAGCUCCUCAAACAGUACCAACCAAAGCUGGGAAGACAAGCAAAGACAAGCUGGGGGAGGAUGAGAUCCAGAUUUCUUUCCAUGGAGUGGUAUAUGUGGAUCUGGUGCCAUUGUUGUACCCUGGAGUACGACGUAUACACGGGGCGUACAGAAUCUACCCAUUUUAUGAGUCUGAUCUACUGACUAAAACUCAAAGGACACACAGCAUUCUGAAAGAGUCCAGCCGAGCACCAGCAGCUCCGGGUCGAACUCAUACCACGUCCUCUGUCAACUCCAUAAAGCCGGUUAAACCUGCUCAGACCGACAGUCAGGCUGAUCUGGAGGUACAGGUGAACGCAGAAGGACAGAUGUACCUGGAUUCAAAAUCAUACUUUGUUGUUGAAAUCUCUUUGGAAAAACCGCUGGUUCCAAAAAGACCACCGGAGGAGCUGGCCAAACGUGUGAUGGAGUUAGUUCCUCCCAGACCUGCUCUACCUCGACACCCUGCAGGAGCAGAGAGAGCGGUGCAUGAAUAUCAAUCUCAGAUUGCGAGUGUGGCCACUCAGGUGUUGGAUCAGUAUCAGCAGAUGUUUGGGGCAGCGUUUGUGCCCGAUGGGAAACCUUUGGAUCCUGCCCAGCAACAACAGCGCAAAACUCAGCUGAUCGCUGAACUCAACUGCUCUGGAAAAUACUUUGCAUUUAAGGAACAGAUGAAGUACUCUGUGGUGCGGAUCGUAAGAGAGAAGAUGUUGAGGACAGAAGCCUUCUCAGAUCCCGAGCAGUUGCAGGCGUUCUUGAGUCAACUCUACAUGUUCCUGGUGGAUGAGAUGCAUGCUGCCCUCAAUAAGACUCUGUCAGUGGACUCUCAAGACACACACCAUGAAGCUUUGCUGAAUUGUUCUCAACUCAAACACUUUGCCAAAGAGGCCGAACUCAACACUGACUACCAGCUGGCUGCACAGUAUUAUCAGGAGCGUCUGGUUCGAGACCGCAACGAUCCAUCUCACUGGUUUGAUUACGGGGUGUUUCACAUGCUGACUGCUGAGCACCUGAAAGCCGAGGAGUGUUUUCAACAGGCCUUAUCUGUUGAUCAAACACACACACCGAGUUUGCUCAUGUGUGGUGUACUAUCAGAGAUGAGUGGACACUAUGAUGAUGCAGAGACCUUCUUUGAAAGAGCGACUUGUGUUGAACCGAGUAAUGUGGUCACCUGGACUUUAUUUGGUGUGUUCUGCCAGUCUCAGGAGAAGUCCAUUCAGGCCGAGAUGGCGUUUCUGGAGGCCAAUAAGCAGCUCGGUUCAGUCCUGCGGUGUGGCACAGCGAGUAGACCAGAGAAAACCGCUGAUAAUCAAACUCAGUCUCAGUCUGGUGAGAUGAAAGACCAGGGAGAUGAAACCAGUGAGACUACAGCUAGCAAAACAGAAAAUGCAGCUGCUGAUACAGAUACAGACAUUGAAGAUCACAGGCCACAGGAGAGCCAGGAGAGUAAAGAGAGAGCACAACACAAAACUUCCCACUCCAGUCUCAAAACCACGAUCUUCAUGGAGACUGUGCAGUUUCUUCUGCAGAGUUACGCCUUACAGAUGGCACAGCGGGCAUUGGCUCUAGAGCUGCUGUCUCCAGACAGAGGAAGCAACAGCUUGUUUCAUCUCGCACUCGCUCAACUCCAGCUGCUGAGAGGAGAACACGAGAGCGCUGAAGACAGCCUGAGAGAGGCAUUGAGUGACAACAUCCAGAAUCCAGAUAUAUGGGCGCUGUGGGGUCACCUACACUACGUGAGGGGUGAUUACAAUCAGGCUCAGAGCUGCUAUGAACGGACGCUGGAAUUUGUGCUGGAUGCAUCAGACACACAUGCUAUAUACCUGCGUCUGGGCUUCAUCUGCAUACAGGAUGGAGAGUAUGAAAAAGCCAAAAGAGUAUUCCUGCGUGCCUGCAAAAGCUCUCCAUCAUGUCUCACUUGGCUCGGGCUGGGAAUCGCCUGCUAUAGACUAGAGGAACUAACGGAGGCUGAGGAGGCAUUGACUGAAGCCAACACACUCAAUAACAGGAAUCCAGAGGUGUGGGGUUACCUGUCUCUUGUGUGUUUACAGACUGGCCGAAAACUCGAGGCAGAGCAGUCGUAUAAAUAUGCUAUAAAGAUGGAUUUACAGAAAGAAUCUCUUCUUCAGGAGAUCCGAGAGCUGCAGGCACGUGUUGGAUUUGGAAACCCUUGCUUUUAAUUGUAUUAUUUUAAUUUCAUUCAGAUAACUGUUUGAGUAAUUUUCAGCAGUAAAGAGUUG